Molecule: messenger RNA, 814 nt
Organism: Myzus persicae (green peach aphid)
Lineage: Eukaryota; Metazoa; Arthropoda; Insecta; Hemiptera; Aphididae
Product: ADP-ribosylation factor-like protein 3
Exons: 4
Coding region: 119-808 (229 amino acids)
Biological process (GO): cilium assembly
Cellular component (GO): cytoplasm; microtubule cytoskeleton
Molecular function (GO): GTP binding; GTPase activity
Source: RefSeq, a predicted model, not a curated record
AGCCCCGACAUGAUAACGAAUACAAAAUAUGUGGAAAUUUAUAUUAUGUUGAGUCGGUGCAAUGACGUUUUGUUCUAAACCUGCAAUAAUCGUUAGCUAGUGCGUUUCAAAGUGUACGAUGGGCUUCAAAUUGAAAGCUCUAGUUGUAGUUUCGUCGGGACUUGUUUUAGGUGUGUGUACGUAUGCCGCAUACCGAACAUGGAAGAAGCGACAGAGCAGUGCCGAUGACGAAGGUUUCGAAGACGUUUCGAAGUUAGAAGAAUCGUUGGAAAAGAAAGUAUUGGUAUUGGGUUUGGAAGGAUCUGGUAAGUCAACAUUAGUCUCACAAAUUGUUAAGGAAGUCGGACAAAAAAGUAUCGCAUCAAAUACUAUGUACAAACCAACCGAAGGAUUUAAUGUUACGUCUUUAUCUGAUGGAGGUUCUCCUACAGUCAAUAUAUGGGAAAUUGGUGGCAAAGAAAGUGUACGAAGAUAUUGGCCAAAGUUUUUCCAGGAUACAGAUAUCUUAGUGUUUGUUGUUGAUGCCAGCAAUAAUUCAAAUCAAUCAGUUGUUGUGAGCGAGAUAAAAUCAUUACUUGGCGAUGCCCGUUUGACUUCUGUUCCCAUUUUAGUCCUCGCCAAUAAACAAGAUAUGGCUGGAGCACUUAACGCAGAACAGAUCUCAAAUGUCCUCGAUUUGAAAAGCAUUCCAUCUAGAUCACAUCAAGUUAAAGUGUUAGAAACUCAAACAAGACCAGAAACAAAUGAAAUUCAUCAAACAGUAUUAGAAGUUCGGAAAGUGCUCUUAAAAUUAAGUUCCCAUAUGUAACAAUAU